AUGACCAUACGGCAGGCCAAUGAGGCGAUGGAGAUAGAUCAAUCACCGUGCGCUCGUGAUGCCCAUGGUGUUGCCCUCGAUCCUGCUGCCAGGUCUCGGCAUAACACGUCUCUGAAUGGCCCAUUCAAAAAGGUGGACAUUCUUAGUCACAAGCCUAUGCGCCACGUAUUUUAUGAGAUGGAACACCGAAGACUUGAACGGUCCUUGGAGGGGUACCGAAUGGAGCCUAGUUGGGGCGCUAGGUUUGCCGCGGAACUUGUCGUUGUUCUGGUUGCAUUCAUAUUGUUGUCAAACUCGAUAGGCAGUAAUAUUGUGGGCCAAAUACUGCGGGAGAAGAACACUCGUGCGCUCCUCCUCGUGGUGCCUGGUGCGGUUACUGGCUUCUUCAUCGCAGUAGCAUUGAUAAGCAUUGCACUGCGGAAAAGGAGUGCGAUAUCGACCCUAGCAGUGGUUUUCUUGUUGAUAGGAGUUGUAUGGAUCAUAUGGCUUUACAAUCCCGCUGAUAAAUGGCCGGCCCCGUCUCUCAAGAACAUUAUAAUCGUCAGUGUCGUAGUUGCUUCCCUUGAGGUCUUAUUGUUCUUAAUAUAUGUUACUAUUCACUUUGGGUAUCCCUAUAUGCUUAAGAAAGUCCAUCCUGACUUUCUUGUCAAGCACUGGUGGCGACUUCACCAAGUGGAUGAAGAGAAUGCCUUCGGGUACUCCUACCAGCGCUACGGUAUAUUCUCACUCACUCGUAAUAUUUGUAACUAUCAUGGUGAUGUCGACAGCGAGGGUCGGCCCCACGGCUUCGGCGUGUGGACGGAUGAUUCUCGCCAUGGUGAGAUCCUGAGGGGAGUCUGGAUGCGAGGACUCCCUAUGGGUCCGUUCGUAUCUCGAGAGUUCAGCAGCGGCUCAGUGAGUGUCUGUCGUCGUAUACUAUGGGCAUCGACUCGGGCCGAGCCGGGUAAUGAAUGUUCAUAUGGAGUAGCAUCAGUCGAAUGCUCUGUAUCUGGGUAUUUCUUCAACCACCUCCCCAAGGUUAAGGAGCUUCUCACUUCUACUGACGAUUUCAUCUUCGUCCUGGAUCACUUCAAACGAGAGUUCGAAAGUUCUACCGAGGAGCUCGCAAAAGGGGAGGGCUUCAUCGGAUCGGAAAGGGAUGCCUGCCGGAAGGAUUGUCCAGCGGCCCCUCCGGCCCUUCGGCUACGUCUGCUCACAAGCUUCGGAGCUCUGGAGAGAGGGAGCUCACAGUUGAUCGCUCUAAAGGAGGAUGAGACUGGUAUCACGGGUACGGGUUUUAUGGAGCUCCUACCGCCAGAGACGUGUGGCCAGGACUCAGAUAAUAAAGAGCAGUAUUACUAUAGUGGUCGAACUAGAACGUUUAGUUGCGGACAGAUGUUGGCUCUAGGACAGUUCCCAUUGUGGAUCAGACCCUUUGUUUUCUCCCAGGGUUCGGGGUCCGCUCUUACCUAUCAUGCCGCUAGAGACUGUUUGCCGGAGUAUGCACCGGAUCUAGCUGACUUUGUGGCUAAACUCAGGACAUCAGGCUUCCGUCGGAUACACUUCUUAGUCCACUCUAUGGGGGCGAGGCUCUUCUGUGAGGCCUUACCGUUUAUGGUCCAGGACUCGCUUCUGCAGAUAAGAGCGUGUUCAUACGGCACCUCCAACUCAGCCAAGUCAACUCGUGCUGGUAGUCUAGAGGGAACCAGAGCGUUAUCCUGCCGUACGGGCCGCCAUUCAAUCUCGUCAGCACCGGGCCCUGCCGUGGUGGAUCUAGAGGCAGCAGCAGCUUCUACUGCUCCUCACAGCGAUGUGGAUAGGAUGACUCUUCUUAACGUUGUUCUCGUCAAUGCAGACUAUCCUUUGGAUAAGUUCCGUCAUACUGUCCUACCCUCUUUACUGGAGUACUGUGAACGGGUAACGGUAUAUGCUGACAGUCGAGAUGGUGCAUUGAUGUGGUCUGAACUAUUCAAUAGAGAGAAAGCCCUUGGUAAAUUCGUUGGUACUCUAGCCUGUGUCGAGCGAGAUAAUGGUCAAAGCUACGGUGAAGCAUAUGUUGACGUUAUGGACACGACACAUAUGGACCAGAAUGUUCACCAACUUAGACAUAAUUUCUUCAAUCUCAAUGUACAAGUUGUGUCUGAUAUAGCAGAGAUCGUCGAGUCUUGUACGCCAGCGGCCAAACGUAGCACUAGACUCACUAAGACGGGUCGAGGGAAUGUAUACACCUUCCUAAGUCCGCCGAGUUUUGUAAAGAAUCAUUAA
Molecule: messenger RNA, 2244 nt
Organism: Perkinsus marinus ATCC 50983
Lineage: Eukaryota; Perkinsozoa; Perkinsida; Perkinsidae
Exons: 18
Coding region: 1-2244 (747 amino acids)
Source: RefSeq, a predicted model, not a curated record